GUCAAACUUGUCAGUGCAGUGCUGUUUAUCAAAUUAGCAAUCGACUGAGUUGCUAGAAGAUUUUUCUGGAAAAUAAACUUCUGGCUGAGGAUAUUUUGCAUUUAUUGUGUGAUUAAAGGAUCAUCUAGGUUUUUCUUAUAUUCAAAAUUAAAACACAAUCAUGGCUCACUAUAAGGGAGCAGCAUCUGAGGCUGGCAGAGCUAUGCAUCUCAUGAAGAAACGAGAGAAAGCUCAACAAGAAAUAGAACUGCGUAAGAAGAAGAUUGAAGAAGAUUUAAAGAUGGUCAACAUUGAGAAUAAGUUUGCUACACACUACGAUGCUGUGGAACAACAACUGAAGAGUUCCACGAUUGGACUUGUUACACUUGAUGAGAUGAAAGCAAAACAAGAACAUAUAGUUAGGGAACGAGAGAAGAAAUUAGCACAGAAAAAAGCAGAGAAGGAAAAAGAGAGGCAGAAGGAGAUUGAAGCUAAACAGGCACAGAAAAAUAAACAAAAGCGACAGAUUCAAGCAUUAUCAUUUGACUUGAAUGAAGAAGAAGAAGAAGAAGAAGAGGUAGAACCUGAUGCUGCUGAAGAAUCAUCUGCUGAUGAGAAGCCACCAGUUGAGGACAAAACUUGGAGGGACAAGGAAGAACCGGUAUACAAAAAAAUUAAAAAGAAUCCAGAUGUGGAUACAUCAUUCCUACCAGACAGAGAAAGGGAGGAAGCAGAUCUAAAGCUGCGAGAAGAACUCCGUUUAGAGUGGGUGAUGACACAAGCCAGCCUCAAAGAUGAGCCCAUCACAGUCACAUUCAGUUACUGGGAUGGGUCAGGUCACAGAAGAAAUGUUACCUUGAAAAAAGGUAAUUCCAUUUACCAAUUCCUUCAAAGAUGCCUUGAUACACUGCGGCCUGAAUUCAGUGAACUCAAAACUGUAUCAGCUGACCAGCUAAUGUAUGUCAAAGAAGAUCUCAUUUUACCCCACCACUACACAUUCUACGAUUUUAUAGUUACUAAGGCCAGAGGAAAAAGUGGUCCUCUUUUCCAGUUUGAUGCUUCUGAUGAUGUCAGACUUGUAAACGAUGCCACACAAGAAAAACAGGAUUCCCAUGCUGGCAAAGUAUUGUUGAGAUCCUGGUAUGAAAGAAACAAGCACAUCUUCCCUGCUUCAAGAUGGGAGCCCUAUGAUCCGACAAAAACGUAUUCCAAAUACACAAUCAAGGGAAAAUGAAGCACCUGCCAUAACUAAUAAUAAGUUACCCCAAAGCAAUUUGUUGGACGAUAAAAUGCAAUAAUACCAACGAAUGUUAUGAUUAAAUUAUGUGUAUUUGUAGUUAUAUAUUGUUUUAUUUUUUUCUAUAAAAGGAAACAAUACUAUUUCGAAUUCUACUCAAUAUCUUCCAAUUCUUUGUUGAGAGAUAUUACUUCAGAAGCUGCUUAACUAUUACCACAACAAAAUAUAUAUUGUAUUCUUUAUAUAUUAAUUAUAUACAUAACCUAUGGUUGUUUAACUUAAAAUAGAUAUAAUAUUUUGUAUCCUGGUAAAUAUGAUAAAUGCUUGAAUAUAAUGAUAAAGGAAGAACAUUAUAGUAACAUUAUAUUUCAAAAUAAAUUAAAUUUUUCAACAACAGCUACUGUUGACUAUGCAUACAAUGGAUAAUUGACUAUUUUUUCAAUAUGCUGCCAUCUUUGGCUUUCCAAUUUUUCUAGGAACUGUUUCUUUGUAUCGCUGAUGUUUUCUGGCUCUUUAGGUGGUGGAGCAUAUCUUUGGAAGUGUAUAAUGGCAGCUAAAAGAUUCCAAAUACUGAACUCUGGCCAUAAAACUUCCGUAAAGUAUAACACAGUAUCAGAAACCUGUAACAAAAUAAAACUUUAAUUGAUUUCACACAAACAGUUGUUGGGCUAAUGAACCAAUGUUGCAGAUUAUUUAAAUAUUUUGUCAUGCAGAUAUCAAACCAAUACGGUUAUUUAUCGUUCCCACCUGCCAUAACAUGAAGUCAGACAGUCUCACUUCGCCUGAUGUCCUAACAAGAAGCUCAGCUUCCCUUAGCUCUAGGGUUCUUGAUACAAGUUCAUCAUCAAUGUCUUGUGGUGACAAAUCAUUGUUCUUCACUCCAUCUACAAUGUGCGAGGCGGCUCUGCUGAUUUCGUCCCUUC
Molecule: messenger RNA, 2139 nt
Organism: Spodoptera exigua (beet armyworm)
Lineage: Eukaryota; Metazoa; Arthropoda; Insecta; Lepidoptera; Noctuidae
Source: the annotation of a GenBank genome assembly